Messenger RNA from Panthera uncia (snow leopard), 2375 nucleotides. RefSeq names its product GTPase IMAP family member 7-like. The record is from RefSeq and is a predicted model, not a curated record. The coding region runs from base 47 to 922 and encodes 291 amino acids. The transcript has a single exon. Lineage: Eukaryota; Metazoa; Chordata; Mammalia; Carnivora; Felidae. Gene Ontology annotation, molecular function: GTP binding.
UCUUCUCCUUCCUUUGCUUUACACCACAGAGACUCCUGUUAGUGAAAUGGCAGACCCUCAGGACAACACUCUGAGGAUUGUACUAGUGGGGAAAACUGGAAGUGGGAAGAGCGCAACGGCCAACACCAUCCUGGGGAGUAGAGACUUUGAGUCUAGAGUUGCUCCCCGUGCUGUCAUCUCCAGGUGUCAAAAAGCAUCCAAGGAAUGGAAGGGGAGGAAACUUCUUGUUGUUGACACCUCAGGGCUCUUUGACACCAAGGAGACCCUGGAUACCACGUGCAGGGAAAUCAGCCAGUGUGUCCUCUACUCUUGUCCUGGGCCCCACGCCAUCAUCUUGGUCCUCCCAGUGGGCCGCUACACAUUUGAAGAGCAGAAGACCGUGGCAUUGAUCAAGUAUGUUUUUGGGGAGCCAGCCUUGAGGCACUUGAUCAUGUUGUUCACUCGCAAAGAUAACUUGGAGGAGCAGAGCCUGAGGCACGUCUUAGCAGAUGCAGAUGUGAAGCUAAGAAACAUCAUCAGCGAGUGUGGGAACCGCUACUGUGUCUUCAACAACAGAGCCUCAGAGGCCGAGAAGGAAGCUCAAGUGCAGGAGCUGGUGGAGCUGAUAGAGGAGAUGGUGCAGAGCAAUGGAGGGGCUUACUUUACCGAUGCCAUUUACGAGGACACAGAGAAGAGGCUGAAGCAACGGGAAGAAGACCUGAAGAAGAUCUACACCGAUCAAUUAAAUAAUGAAAUUAAACUAGUAGAAAAGGAAUAUGCUCAUAAAUCACAGGAAGAACGGGAGGAAAAAAUAAAACGGCUAAAGAUGAAGUAUGCUGAACAAAUAAAAAAUAUCAGGGUAGAAGCUGAGAUGGGAUUAUUUAGAGAUGGUUCAAAUGGGAUUAUAAGGAUGCUUUCACAAAUAUGGCAUAUGUUUUGGUAGUAAAGACCAUUUCAUUUUUUCUUCUGAAUUUACUAUGAUUUGCCAUAGUGGUAGAUUGUAGUUUCCAUAGAUAGCUGUGACAGUAGCUUCUACUUAUUCUUCCUAUAACCUGACCCUGUUACUCCUGCCACUGACUUGCAGGGCCUGUGUCCUCUACCUUGAACUGAGCAGAUGUGGGACUGUUUCAAUUAAUAGCAGAUGGUUGAAGCAACACCUUGUGACUCUAAGGUUACAUAUGGGCAAUGCUUCCUUGCCCUGUUGGGGUUCUUGCCCUUGGAACUUGACUGUCAUGUUGUGAGGAAGCCCAGGCUGCCUCUUGAGAGGCCCCCAUGCAGAGGGCCUGAAGUCACUGGCCCACUUCCCAGCUCACCUUUCAUUUAUGACUCAGACCAACUUGCCCGCCAUGCAAGUGAGGCAACACAGAAGCGGGCCCUCCGGCUGCCCCGCCAUCUCAGACGAAGUUGCAGAAAGCAAAGAUGAUCCAUUCCAGCUGAGUCCUGCCAAAAUUGCAGCUUUAUGAGAACAAAUAAAUGAUGGUUUUUGUUUUUAACCACUGAGCUUCAGAAUGGUUUGUUAUGCAGCGAGAACUAACCAGAAUGAAAGGGCUUCCCAGCUCUCAGUCCCCACCGCCCCCCCUUGCCACCUGUCCCUCUUCACACAAAGUUGGCAUAAUCAGGCAAUGGCAUAUAGAGUUCAAAGACUCAGGAAAAUUCAAAUCAAAAAUCCUGCACAUGUUAAGUGUCUGAACCACUGGUCACAUGCGUCGUUGCACCGCAUGGCCACAAGUACUAUGUUAGGGAGGUAUCGGGUUUCUCUGGAAAGAUUGUUCUGUGGUUCAUGGAGAUCUGAAAGUCACAGGAUUCUCUUAUUGUGUUUCUCUCACUUCUUUUUUAGGGACCAUCCUAACUUAAAAUGUCUCCACUUGUAUCUGAAAAAUCCCAUCUGGGCCACAUAGUCUUCAUUUGCCUCUGCAGAAUCACACUUCACCCAGCUCUUUGCCCCCUGAGGCUGAUCUAGUUGCACUACAUCGGUGGGAUCUCUUGCUCUCUGACUUCUGCCUGGCUGGCCAAAGGGAAGUCCAAGUCAGAGGCCCUGUGGAAGUAGAAAAGCAAGGCUGGGGUGUCCAUUCUCCCACCUCUCUCUCUGCAGGGCCAUCUCUGACUAACUGCAACCCUACGCCAAAGCUCACAGCUCCUCCCUUGGUGGCCUUUCUACCCAACUCUUCUUCUGCAUUCCAGUCUUUCUUCACCCCUUCAGGUGGGACUCAAUUUUCUUAUCGAUACUAUCAACGUCACUGUGGUUUCCAAAUUCCCUGUGUCCACAGUGUGUAAGAGGCCCCUUCUCUAAACUUUCUCCAAGUACCUAAUGAGAGCAGACUAUCUUUUUCCUGUGAGAAUCUGAUUGAAAAAUCUUAUGGUACCUAGUUCUCUUUCAGAGCAUCUUUAUUGUUGUU